Owenia fusiformis is the source of this 589-nucleotide messenger RNA. The record is from the annotation of a GenBank genome assembly. NCBI's taxonomy places the organism in Eukaryota, Metazoa, Annelida, Polychaeta, Sabellida, Oweniidae.
UUGAAAUGACGCAUAUUCCAUCACUUGCUAAUAAAUUAAAACUCAAAUGGAUUAAAAAAUUAACGGACAACAACAUAAAAAGUAAGUGGAAAAUACUCUGGCAACAGCAGUUGGAAGAUAUCAGAGAACAUGCAUGGGAAUACAACCUCAGAGAAAUCAAUCCGAUGAUUGCCAGCAACAUAAAACUUACAGCAGCAAGGGACGUAUACAAUGCAUGGUGUGCAAUACAUUUUAAGGAGUACAAGGACAUCCAUACACCCGAAAACCAGAUAAUUUGGAACAAUAGACAUGUACAAAAUAGAAGGGAGACCUUAUAUAUAGAGGGGUGGAAAUCCAAAGGGAUAAUAUAUAUCAAACAGUUGUAUGAGGACAAUCAAUUAAUCCCGUACCAAGCACUGAAAAGGAAAUUUGAUUUAAUAAACACAACAUUCAUUCAAUGGUACCACAUCAUACACAGCAUACCAGCAGAAUGGAGAAACCAAAUAAAAACACCGAGACGGACCGAGACAGAAACUGAUGUGAAAGAAGAAUCCAUUUCUAUAAAGGAACUACAAACAAUGACGAAUAAGGAUACAUAUAACAUACUAAU